GCAACAUGGCAGCUUCGUGGAUAAACUCUUGUCGUCUGGCUCUGUCACGUGCAAAUAGUAUUGUGAGAUUAAAAAGAGGAAUAUCUUCAAGAAACUUCAUCUCCAGCUCACUAUGCACAUACUCUAGGAGACAAAACAUGAAAUCAGUCUUGUCGAAUUGUGCAUGCACUAAAAAAUCGUAUGAAGGACAACCAAGCACGAUGAUCAUCGUCACAGAGCGAUUGUAUUGCUCUUCUACGAAACGCUGUUGGAACUGCAACGCAGAACUCUCCCGGUCUGCGACGUCCAGUGGAGGACCUCGCGUCGCUGAUUUGUUCUGUGCCUCGUGCAAUAUGAUCCAGCCGCUGGAGGACGGAUUGAACCACUUUCAGAUAAUGGGAAUGGAGGAGAAGUUUGAUGUUGAAGUUCAAGACCUGACCAACUGCUUUAGAAACCUUCAGAGAUUGCUCCACCCAGACAAAUUCAGCAAUAAAUCAGAGACAGAACAGAACUACUCAGCUGCCCAGUCAUCGGCUGUGAAUCGAGCUUACAAGGUGCUUCUCAAACCACUUUCUAGAGGCCUCUACUUGCUUGAGCUCAGAGGGUUUUCAAUAGAAGAAGGAGAAAGUAAUAUAGAACCGUUAUUCCUCAUGGAGGUGAUGGAAAUCAAUGAAGAGCUAGCUGAUACUGAUGAUCUUGAAACUGUCAGACGAAUAGGAAAAGAAAAUGCAGUGAGUUUGAACGACCAUCUAGAUAAACUCAGAGUGGCUUUUGAUGAAGCUAAUUAUCCUCAGGCACGGGAGCUGCUGAUGAGGCUUAAGUACUAUGCCAACAUCGAUGAUAAAGUGAAGGAGAAACUCGGUACCAACUGAGAUGCUGUAGCAGUUGAGAAACCCCAUCACUGAUGCUGUAUCCAAAUAUGCGGCCAAAGAGAAGCCCUCUACCAGGACAUCCCUACUUGAGUAGCAGCUGUAGAGGAAACUUCAUCAGCAGCAUCCAGUCUUUUGCCAUCAAGUAAAAUCAAACCUUUAAGGUUUCUUGGUUUUUUUUCAUAGCUUUGAUAUCUUUUUGUUCCUUAACUUGUCAGUCAUGUUUAAGGUUCAACUCACCUUUCUGCAUGAUUCUCUGAAUGUAAACCUUACACAGGUCUAACUCUGAUUUGGGCUUGGUAAAAUCAAAGGUUUGCAUCCAAUUACUAACUGAGGAGGGCCAGUGGAGAUCAUUGUUUCUUGUGCAAUUUGUUCAAAACACUGACCAGGAACAGUUAUAUAUUUUUCUAAAUGUAUUUGCGGUCCAUCUUAUUCCUUUGAGUCACCAAGACUUGGUUUAAGUUGGUUAAGGGGUUGACUUAUUGAUACCGGUACCGAACAUUUAACACACCCACCUGUUUAAAAAUGAAACCCAUUUGUGGUAACAAUCACAAUGAAUUCUUACAGAACCCAGUCAAAUGGCCAUUCAAGUGUUUGCAUGUACAAGUAUGUGCCAGACAGUACAGAUAGAUAACUGCUCAGUAACAAGCAAAAUAAUUAUGGCAUUCUAUCCAGAGAUUUUUUUCUUGAAGUUAUGAAUAUCACAUGUUCCCACAUUUGGCUUAUUUGUGUUGGUAGUUUUUCUGCAUAGUCCAUUUUGUGUGAACCCUUUAGGAAUUAACUAUCUGAGAUAACCCAGUGUGAUACUGAACUUGCCAAGACCACCCAUUCAUAUCAAUGCAAUAAUAGUUACAAUUCUAUGGCCUACCUUGGUAAAUAUAUGUGAGUCAUCUUCAUGUCUACUAGGAGUUUCUGCCAAAAGACUACUACUAAUUAUGAAAUUUUUAUAGUCUUAUGCAUACAUGUAUGUGUGUAAAUAUUUACAAGGAAUACAUUUCAAAAUGAAAUUUGAUCUGACAAAUUCUGACUAGCUAUAAAGUAAGUUAGCUUAGACUCGUGUACUAUAAUAUAAUCUAUACCUCCAUUAUUAUAAACUAUAUAUAUAACCUAAUAUCAUCCUCCUUCUUUGUGUGUUCCUUAUGGCCUUGAUGUUAUUGGCUGAUUUUAUUUUGGGCUCCAGCGUUGCCACCUUUACUGCGUCCUUUCUUGUCCUUGGAUUCAUUAGGAUGAUAAAACAGUAAUUCAAAUUAAAAAAAUUUCCUUCUAUCUUAAGACACCCAAGUCUGUUGUUCAUCUACCUGCAAGGACUAGCCAAUACCAGUGCAUUGACUCAGACAUCUUGACUUCAUAACUCCAUUAUUCCAUGGAAUAAUGCGAAAAUCUGCCCUCUUUGUAGAUUUGCUUCUUUGCAAGAAGCAGCUCUGCUUGAUUUAAGUGAACAAGAUUCAUGUGUCUUUAUCUGUAGCUUCUUAUUCUGCCAAUAUUAGCGACAAGUUUCCCUCCUCUUGCAUUGAAGAGAGUGAGACAGCAGACUACCAGAUCCCUCAGUUCUGUUUACCAAGAACAGUUCAAACUCAUCCUUGUCCAAGAUACUUGACACUGUAGUUCUUCAUAUUUCCUUACCAAGAAGAUUUUCAGGCUUCCUGAGCUUUUCCCUUCUACUUUUGUUAAUUGGAUACUGGGCAUAUCCUAACAGAUAGUCAUGAUUGACUUGAUAUAAUAUCUCCACAAACUUAUCUAUUGCACUGGACUUGCCUUCCUCAUCUGACAUCAAGCAUGACGCUUUGAGUAUCUUGCAGGAUUUCUUUACAAGAUAAUGCAAGCCUGUCUUCAACCCAUACUUCAGUUUCUCUCCCUCAUGGCUGCUGUUGCACAUAGCUUCAAAAUCUGUCCAAGUUGGUCUCUAGAACAUAUCUACUGAUGAGUGUUGUGAGUGUUUGAUUGAGCGAGAUUCGCUGUCAGUUUCCUUACAUGCAAUGUAUAGCCUUCUCACAGAAGACAUGACAUACGUCUUAACUUCAUUUUUUUUUUGGGGGGGCACAUUUGAGCUUUUAUUUUUAAUUAAACAAGGUGACAGUAACCCAGCAAAGAAGUACAUAAUGUUUCAAACCACACACCUCUCUUUUCUUCACCAGAAACUGCAUCGCAUCCUCCCACUCAGGCUUUAUUAGCAAUGUUACCUUCUGGUUUUGUUUUCCACUAAUAUCCAGAACAUCGAAUCUGCAAAAAUGCAAUACCAAAAUACAAAUUUCAGUGUAUCAGUUUUUUGACAUGGAGAAUGCAUCGAAGAGUAAGGGAACUUCAGCAAAUUUCUCUACUUGAUCAGCUUUUUUGUCUUCAUCCUGAAUUCAGAAAGUACCUUGCAAUAUUUUACAUGCACUCUUUAUCAAGAAGUAAAGAGCACUUUUGAGUACAUAUUUCAACUCAAGGGACUCUUGUGUCCUUAUUUCUCACAGUAAGAUUCAAUAGCUGAUGCAAGGUGAUUAAAGUUACAUUGCGUGAAUAUGUCUGCACUAUUGCCUUCUGAUGCAUCAUAAGGCACCAAUUCAUUGCUGCUCUUCUGAAAAUGAAUAUUCCUGCCGUGAUGCCUUCAGUUACCUAACUUUCACAUUUAGUCCCUUUAGAUUUUAGAAGAUUUGUUUAGGAGAAAUUGUUGAAAUGUACAAUUUUCAAUUUAUUUCUUUAAAUUUUUUUAGAUUAUACUGGUAUUAAACUGAAUGUUGGGGCAGAUGGACCUAUCGUCAGAGAUGUAGAUGUAAUUGUCUCUAUGUUCUUCCUGGAGAUCAUAUUUGAACAGGUUCAGUGGGGAGCUUGAUGAGUGACCAUGCUCAAAUGGACUUCUUAGCUUCUCCAUGGAUUCAGAUUCUGAUACAUUAUUCCUUCUCAAUGCAUCAGCACAAGACAGGGGACGGUUGUGUGUGUAGUUUAAUGUCACAGUGAACAGGAGUCCUUUCCUUUAGGUGGGAAUCUUUCUAAAGACCACAAUCUUAUGUGACAAGGGUGUGCUGAAGAAGCUGUGGAGUUUGAAUGUAUGUGCUGGGGAUGUAGGCUAUCUUUCUGGACUUUGGUUGAGUUGAAAUCAAAGAUUCUUAUUGUGAUAAACAAACUGGCUCUAGUAACACUGCACUUCCAUUCCUCAAAAGGUUAGGUCUCUGGAUCCUCAGAAUCAAUGUCCAGAUAGGAAUUAAAGUUAUCAACUUUUAGUUUUACAAGGUAUUCAUCUGUUUCCAGUUUUAAAACUUGUACACGAUCUUUACCCAUUAAUUCUGAAAUAUUUCAAGAGAAGAAGAAUCACUGCAUGCCACCAAUUUUGUGUUCUGCUGGUAGGUUACACAUAUUCAGCACAGCCCUGUUCAUUUGCCAUUUCAAGUCUGAAAUUAUAGGCAUGCAUACUCGUGUUUUGAGUGAAAUUACAAAAACACAUCAUUGCACAUAAAAGCAUUUUUCCACUCUGAAAUUAACCGAAUACUAUAGGCCUACUGGUUUGCAAACACAAAACAUUGAUAAAAGUAAUUAAGUGUAGAUGUAAUUGCAUGCAAUUUGACAUGCAAGAUGCAUGUACUUGUAAUAAAUUUUCUUUAACAUCAUUCUACAGUUCUGUAGAAUGUGUUCUGUAAAGUGGAAGUACCGAGACACUUUUAUAAUUCUCUCAUCCUACAGUUUGUGAUAUUUCCCUUUCCAUGAUUUACUAAACGUCCUGAUGUGGGUUUGGUUUUGGGCGGCUCUCUUGUUGCAUCAAUAGUGGAAGAUUAAAGAAGCAAAGUACCAUCGUGAAUAUUGUUUUAUAAAGUGAAACAAUACUUAGUAAUUAUAUAAUUUAACUUUUUGUUGUUUAAACAUGUAUAGAAAUCAUGGCAGUACGUUUAGCAAAUUUGAAAACUGUUACCCCGGUUGAAAUUGUGUUAAAAAUGUGUUACUUAUGUAUGGAAGGACAUUUUGUUUAAUUUGUUUCUCUCCAUAAUUAGGAAGAAACCUGUAGUAUGGACAUGUUACGUGAAAAUGUAACGUGAGACCCUCCUACUAAAAGGUAAAUGCUGCCACCACAUACUUUUCUAGGGGUAUGAGCCCUUGGCUGUUCCGGGGAAAUCCAGACAACCUAUAUAGAAAUCUAACAUGACGUAACAAUAGCUGGGACUCAUACUGGGUAGACAGGGGGAGGGGGGAUGAGGACUGGGAAGGGCAUGACUCAUGCUCAAUCUCCUCAAUCAGUCACACGUGCACGACACUACACACAUAAGCUCUGCACUCCACAAUCAAGCAUACACGACCAGAGACCCAAGCUCAGCUGACUGACCAAACAUUCAACUCGUUCUCCACUCUUGUUACCAAGACCAGCAUCACGACAAUCAAGAAAUUAUCUGGUAAGUCAACUAUAAUAGUCAACUGAUCAUCCCUACUAAUUAGCUAAACUAUUCUCGACUGGUCAAGCUCAACAAUCAAUCAAUCUACUUCACUCACUUCUAACAUUCACAUUGUUCAGUAUGCAUACGACAUUGCAGUACACACAACCAAAUUACAAAGAGUUGACACAUGUUAUGAUGUGCACAUUAAUUAGCCAUUGCACAUGCACAGAGGUCGCUCGUUGUAACUUUGGUCAAUACAACAACAGCACUUCAAUCACUCAACAAUCUCGAGCACACAACAAACACAUCAAACAACUAUCCAAGAACAUUUCCAAUUGCAAACCACAGAUGCCCAGCAUACAUCAUGUUCAUCUAGACUUCUCUCUAACGACAUUCUGUCUCACGGAUAGCAUGGUAAUUAAGUCGAGGGUCGAUGACGGGGACGUUUGUUCGAAAUAUACGAACACUCUAUCUAUAAAUUACUAAGACUUAAGACUAAUAAAAUUCCAUGAUUCACAUCAACGAUCACUGGUCACUACUCGAUCUAAUCAGACAUUCGUGCAACUAAACCAGGUCUAAGUAAUUUCUCAUUUGGAAACUAUAAAUUCGAGUUAUACCCGAUCUAAAACAUUUAUUAAUAACAAAUAACUUUAACAAUUCAAACUCUUGUAAAUUCAUGGAAAGUAAAAGUGGCAUUUUAGCAAACGUUUAUGUACAGUAUUGACAUAUUUACAUGCUUAAAACUAAUUCCUAGGUUACAUGGCUGACGUCUUAAUUCAACAAUUAAAUCUUCACUGUCCUAGGUUACAUGGCUGACGUCUGAACAUAAAUAAAUAUUCACCGAACAUUUAAUAAACCCUAACUGUAAAUAAAUGAGACGUUUCUUCUCACUUCGUCACUCUUUGAAUAAAUUAUCUUAAAUUCUACAAAAUUUUGAGUUUGAUUUUAUGUUUGUAGUACAAGUGUGAACUUUAUAAAUAUUUCUAUCUAAUUUCAUCAUUUCCAUAACCUUGCUGCGAGGCCUAUUCUAUAUUCUCUACGGUCUUCCGAACAACAUUCCUAGUUGGUAUAAAGGUGUCUUUGUUUCUACACCAUCACUUUGCUUAACAUAUCUAAUGCCUGCAUCUAGAUAUCAAAUCCUUUUCUCCUAAUUAUAAAAUCAUCCUAAACUUUCCUGUUUCCAACCCAUCGCGCCACUUCAAUGGCCAUUCCAAGGUCUCUCCACCCCAGCCUAUUUCCUGCCACUACAUCUCCUAGUAAUAUCUGGCCUCAAGAUUUUAUCUCCCAAAUAUUAGACUAACAAAGUCCUUUUUAUACCAACAACUUUCUAUGUUCAACCUGGUCCAUAACAAAACAAAACUUAACAUUCCAACCAUUCUAACUCGUUGCAUUACAAUCAAGUAAUGUUCUGAUUAAAUAUUUAAAAAUAAUCUUAUAAGAAUUAAUACACUACCAAAAUACAAAUUAUUAAUAAUUGUAUGUGUGCAUAAAUAACUUGGAAGAAUGAGAGAGAAGGGGGGGGGGGGGGUAAGAGUCAAAACGUCAAGAGGGGUUCCAUGCUGUCGAAGAAUUGAAGAAACAUUGAAGCAAACAUGGUGAAGACUGCUUAAAUUCGUUCCCUAUCCAGGAUUGAAUGUAAGAAAGCACUGAAGAAAACAUGGUGAAGACUGCUUAAAUUCGUUCCCUAUCCGGGAUUGAAUGUAAGAAAGCACUGAAGAAAACAUGGUGAAGACUGCUUAAAUUCGUUCCCUAUCCAGGAUUGAAUGUAAGAAAGCACUGAAGAAAACAUGGUGAAGACUGCUUAAAUUCGUUCCCUAUCCGGGAUUGAAUGUAAGAAAGCACUGAAGAAAACAUGGUGAAGACUGCUUAAAUUCGUUCCCUAUCCGGGAUUAAAUGUAAGAAAGCAGCUA
Lytechinus variegatus (green sea urchin) is the source of this 7101-nucleotide messenger RNA. RefSeq names its product iron-sulfur cluster co-chaperone protein HscB-like. Gene Ontology annotation, molecular function: ATPase activator activity; protein-folding chaperone binding. The coding region runs from base 6 to 851 and encodes 281 amino acids. Gene Ontology annotation, biological process: [2Fe-2S] cluster assembly; protein complex oligomerization. Gene Ontology annotation, cellular component: mitochondrion. The transcript has 6 exons. The record is from RefSeq and is a predicted model, not a curated record. NCBI's taxonomy places the organism in Eukaryota, Metazoa, Echinodermata, Echinoidea, Temnopleuroida, Toxopneustidae.